Molecule: messenger RNA, 1832 nt
Organism: Condylostylus longicornis
Lineage: Eukaryota; Metazoa; Arthropoda; Insecta; Diptera; Dolichopodidae
Product: putative fatty acyl-CoA reductase CG5065
Exons: 9
Coding region: 126-1457 (443 amino acids)
Biological process (GO): long-chain fatty-acyl-CoA metabolic process
Cellular component (GO): peroxisome
Molecular function (GO): alcohol-forming very long-chain fatty acyl-CoA reductase (NADP+) activity
Source: RefSeq, a predicted model, not a curated record
UGGUUGAGAAACUUUUGCGGUCCUGCUCUGAAAUAAAGAAUAUAUAUUUGUUGAUUCGACCAAAGCGGGGUCAAGAAGUUUCAGCUAGACUGUCAGAUCUUUUGAAUUCUUCACUCUUUGACACAAUGCGAAAAGAGAAACCAAAGGAGUUAACUAAAGUUAUACCAAUAGCAGGAGAUAUAACAUCUGAACAACUUGGAAUUUCUGAAAGUGAUCAGGCUUUAUUGUGUAAAAAUGUAUCGAUAGUGUUUCACUCUGCUGCCACAGUAAAGUUUGAUGAAAAACUGAAAUUAUCUGUUACUAUUAACAUGCUGGGUACAAAAAGAUUAGUGGAAUUAUGCCACCGAAUGAUGUCGUUAGAUGCACUUAUUCAUGUUUCCACUGCAUAUUGUAACUGCGACAGGACCGAUGUUUCAGAAGUUAUUUAUGCUCCUCCAUACAAUCCUUAUGAUGUAAUUUCACUAGUUAAUUGGCUUCCAGAAGACUUAUUAGAUCAGCUUACGCCAUCUCUAAUUGGCAAAAGACCAAACACGUACACAUUUACAAAAGCGUUGGCUGAACAUAUGUUAUUAAAAGAAGCUGGAAAUUUACCUGUGGCAAUUGUGCGACCUUCAAUUGUUAUCGCAAGUUUGAAAGAACCAUUUGCAGGUUGGGUUGAUAAUUGGAAUGGUCCAACUGGAUUAGUAUCUGCACUUGGUCAGGGGCUAUUUCGUACGAUAUUAUGUGAAAAAAAUUUUACAGCCGAUAUGGUACCUGUGGAUAUUGUUAUUAAUCUAAUGAUAGCAGCUGCGUGGAAAGUGGGAACAUCUAAACCAGAAUCUCUUUUGAUAUAUAAUUGCUGCACUGGCCAACAACACCCUAUAACAUGGGGUCAGUUUGUUGAGUAUGCAAUGCGAGAAACACGACGACAUCCCUUAGAGGGUUGCCUAUGGUAUCCAACUGGGGUCUUGCGAAUGAAUAGGUCGAUAAAUAAAUUUUACGGAUUUUUGGUGCAUUAUAUUCCUGCAUAUAUUUUAGAUACUAUGGCUAGGUUGGCAGGAAAAAAACCAAUAAUGGUCAAAGUUCAGGAUAAAAUAGCCAAAGCUGUGGAAUGUUUAGAAUAUUUCACAUUGCAUCAGUGGCAAUUCAAAGAUGAGAACGUUCAAACGUUGAUUAAAUUAUUAGAUAAAAAAGAUCGUGAAAUAUUUCAGUUUGACGUUAAAAAAAUAGAGUGGGAUAAAUAUGUUGAGCGUUAUGUAUUAGGUUUUAGAGAAUUUUUAUUUAAACAGAGACCGGAAUCUUUACCGUCGAGUAGAAAAAGGAUGAUGAGAUUGUAUUAUAUGCAUCAAUUUACUAAGUUAAUUAUUGUGCUUAUAACCUGGCGAUUUUUAAUGGCACACUCAAAAAAAGCUCGAGAGUUAUGGACGAGACUUAUGCAAAUGAUAUUACAAAUAAUACGUUUAAUUCCGUUUUUUUAACUCAUCAUUAAGAAAACGAUUAAAAUAAAUAAAACAAGCUAUAAUUAAUGAAAAUAAAAAAACAUGAAUUAAAAUUGAUUUUUAUUGAACUUAUAACUUAUUAAUUUUGUAAAUUUUAGUAAUAGCAGAAUUUAUUAAAAGAAUAAAGUCUCUUUUUGCAUUAUACAUAUGCAAAUAUAGUAAAAUGUAUGUACACACACCUUUUAAAUAUGCAUGUGUUAGUCUUAUAUAUGUAGACACAAAAGAAACUGCAAUAAUAUGAAACAAAAUAUAGCUAUAUAAAAUUAACAAUUAUUUUGCUACAGUUAUAAGUUAAAAAUAAUGCUAGAUGAAGGAAUUAAAUUAAAUUGUAAAAUAAAGUGAAACAUUUUUGGU